AUAAUAGUUGGGUGACAAAAAUAUGAACUGUGAAUGGUGAAAUUCAGCCUUUUGUAUUUGAACGCAAUAACAAACUUUUUCUUGAUGUACCAUGUCCUUCAAUUAGCUAUUAUCCAUGUUCUCUUCAACCAUAUUACGUGGUCAUUGAAAUGCCAUUGUAAACCACAAUGUCGACCAUACCAAAAAUGCCUGACGCCGACCACCUAAUCCAAAAACCUCCAAAAAAGCCUAGUAAAAAGAAAUCGCCCCCCAAAUCGCGUUCCGAACAGAACAAUAAUGAAAAUCGUCCGCACCGUAGCAGCGCCGAUAACAAAGAAGACAUGCUGGCGACUUAUCAGCCAUGGGUCAUACAAACCUACGGCGAUCUAGCAAAGACGAAGACCAUAACGUUGAAAAAGUACGCGAGAAUUUUGCGCACGUUACGCGGUGAGGAAAUAGUGAGCGCUGAUAACAGUAAGUUUCGCUUUUGGGUGAAGGCCAAAGGGUUUUGUGUGGGACAGCCGGUGGGAUACGAACCUAAACCGGCCGAUGGGAUCGUGGGAAGAUAUAGUGUUUGUGAUAUGGAUGAUGGGAUUCCCGCUGUUAACGAGAAACUGGCUGGGAGUGCCAAGGAUCCAUCGUUGUACGUUCCGAAUGCUCCUUUUAAGAAUUCAACUGGAGAGCCUGUAUACAGAAAAGUAGCUGUAGUCGAGAAUUUUUUUGAUAUCAUUUACAACGUCCACGUAGAUUUGGAGGGAAGACCUGGAAAACAUGCUGGACAAAAGCGGACUUAUCGUACAAUAACGGAGACAUAUGCGUUCCUGCCAAGGGAAGCUGUCACCCGUUUCCUGCUCGGCUGCACCGAGUGCCAGAAACACCCUCGAUCUCCGUCUCCGACGUCUGUGCUACCUACGCCUAGCCCCAGCCCCACCUUGCCCCCGGUGAUCCAGCAGAACCCCCCUGCGACCACGCCAAUGCACACGGCGCCCUCGGGGGAUCGGCACACUCAGCAAGAUGACGGAGGUUACUACGGAGUGAAAAAUGGAGCGAUCAUUGCACCAUGUAACACUCCCCCAAUAGAUCACCACAUCGUCAACCACCAAGAACGCUCUUUAUCGCCGCUUAAAAAAGAAUCCCCUUACGUUCGAAUCACUACACCUGAACCACAACAACAAAAAAGAUCCAAUAAUCCAUUGGAUGUCUGCAAUUUAACCUCUAAAGAUCCACCGAGAAGCCCUCCGAAACGCCUUCAUCAGGAUACGGUUCCGAAACUUUGGUCGCCGGUGGACAGUUUGGACAACGAUGAACCUUACAAGAAGAGGCUGAUUCUUGGAGGAGGUGACAUUGAUUACUCUUUACCUAUCACGACGACUUACCUGAAAUAUAUGAGAAGCUUGGGUUGUAGAGACGAAGACGCCUUCAAAUUCGACAACAAACACGUGAGUUUGGUUCUUGAUCGAUUUUUGCAUGAGACCAUAACUCACUAUUUUCAUUAAUUAAAAUAUUUUCGUUUAUUUGUGCAUGCUGUUAUUAAGUAUAUUUAUUUCUAAUUUUAAAGGAUCUUUUAAAUAUUGAUUCUAGAAAAUCUAUUUUUUAUGUUUAUAAGAACUACCCAAAAAUUUCUGUACCUGUUAAAAAAAAAGAAAAUCGUGUACGAUCGUAUUGAAUCUGUUUAUAAGUUAUGUAAAUUAGUCGUUAAAGUUUUUAGUUAUAAAUUGUAGUUAAGACUAUUUUAAGUUAAAUACAUAAUAGAUAUUAAUUGGGAGACCUAGAAGAAUGCAUACCGUACCUAUACGUACUUACACCAAAGAGUAUUUAUUGAAUAGUUGUAAUUUGAAUAAAGGAGGAUAUUUUCUAAGAUUCUAUUUUUUUGACAGUAUAUUUUUACC
Messenger RNA from Psylliodes chrysocephalus, 1868 nucleotides. The record is from the annotation of a GenBank genome assembly. NCBI's taxonomy places the organism in Eukaryota, Metazoa, Arthropoda, Insecta, Coleoptera, Chrysomelidae.